UCGUACUCUCUCUCUGCUUUCUCUCUCUUUCUUCAACUUCGGUUUUAUCGAGCAGAAAGGCGUUUUCUCGUCUCCGUCGACUGCUCUCAUCUCUGAGGCGGACAGUCCAGGACUCUUCCCUCUUCUCUCUCUAAAAACUCCACUUUCUGUCUCUAAAAACACGGACGCACACACUAUUUACUCAAAUCGAAGCAGUCGCCUUCUCUCUCUCUAACAUCUGAGCAAUGGCGUCUUCCCUUGCAACAACAGCAGCAGCAUCAGCUACUUCUGUUGCCAAAACUACCCCCGAUUGUCAUCUCCAUUGCUAUCAUUCACCCUCCAAGCUCUCAUUUCGUCUCUCUCCCAAGCCCAAGCUUCGAUUGUUCACCAAGGGUCUGCAUUCCAGUUGGAAGCAUUCCACUGCCGUGAAAGCACAAUUAAACGAGGUAAGAUUCUUUCAAUGGCUUCCGUUAGAGAAUCUGUUUUCAAAUCUUCGUUCCUUCAUGGACACAUUUUUGGAGCCAUCUGUUGCAUUCAAGGUUGGCGUCGGUGGAUUCCCAAAUGCUGCAGCUACUCCAGCCAAAUCAGAUGUACCAGCCAAAUCAGAUGUACCAGCAGCGGAAUCCAAGGAUGCUAAGCCCUCAACUGAGCCUUCUCUUGAAGCUUUGGCCUCGGAGGAACCAAUAUCUGAGUUUAUUGCUCAAGUUUCAAGUCUCAUUAAGCUAGUUGAUUCUAAGGAUAUCAUGGAGUUGCAGUUGAAACAGCUCGACUGUGAACUUUUAAUCCGUAAAAAGGAGGCCUUGUCUCAACCACCAUCUUCUGCUCCAGUUUUUAUGACACAUUCACCCCCUCCACCAACUGUUGUACCACAUGCUUUCCAAGCGGCUCCGUCUGCAGCUGCUCCCCAACUGUCUUCAGCUCCAGGCCCUGCCCCUUCUCCACCUGCUGCAACGUCAGCUAAGUCAUCGCAUCCAUCUCUUAAGUGCCCCAUGGCAGGGACAUUCUAUCGAUGCCCAGGACCCGGUGAACCUCCAUUUGUAAAGGUUGGAGACAAAGUACAGAAGGGACAGGUUCUGUGCAUCAUUGAGGCUAUGAAGUUGAUGAACGAAAUAGAAGCUGAUCAAUCGGGAACAAUAGUUGAGAUCCUUGUAGAAGAUGGUAAGCCUGUCAGUGUUGACUUGCCUCUGUUCCUGAUUGAACCCUAGAAGAUGACGACGGAAUGGUAAGCAAAUAAAUGUUACGCGUGAAUUUUAGGAGGUGGGUGUCUCUCUUGGUAAUGUUUUUAAGAUGCGGCUUUGUUUUGUUGUAAGUAGGAUGUUUUGCUUGGAGUGAGAUGAUAGUUAGAGAUGGAAAUUAGUGAGCAUUUGAUAAAUCAUUUUCUUUAUUUUAAGUUAUACUUUAGCUGAGGGUAUUUGUAUUAAUUAUUUGAUACUUCAACUAGUCUGAUAAUUUUGUUACAAAGUUUCUCAUAUUUGAAAUGAGGGUUUAGUCUUCUA
Messenger RNA from Cornus florida, 1475 nucleotides. Its product is annotated as biotin carboxyl carrier protein of acetyl-CoA carboxylase 1, chloroplastic-like. The record is from RefSeq and is a predicted model, not a curated record. Gene Ontology annotation, molecular function: acetyl-CoA carboxylase activity. Gene Ontology annotation, cellular component: acetyl-CoA carboxylase complex. Bases 225 to 1184 code for a protein of 319 amino acids. NCBI's taxonomy places the organism in Eukaryota, Viridiplantae, Streptophyta, Magnoliopsida, Cornales, Cornaceae. The transcript is spliced from 6 exons. Gene Ontology annotation, biological process: fatty acid biosynthetic process.